AAUCAGAGUGUCUCUAAAUUAGCAUACAGGAGUGGAUAUAAACCCCCCGUACAUCAGCACGAAAUUAUUCACUCGUGAAGACUCUAACACUCAGAUUCAAAAUGCCUGAACCCGCCAAGGCUGCGCCUAAGAAGGGCUCCAAGAAAGCCGUGACGAAGACCGCUGGUAAAGGAGGAAAGAAGCGCAAGAGGACCAGGAAGGAGAGCUACGCUAUCUACGUGUAUAAAGUGUUGAAGCAGGUUCAUCCUGACACCGGUAUCUCCUCCAAGGCCAUGGGCAUCAUGAACUCGUUCGUCAACGACAUCUUCGAGCGCAUCGCCGGUGAGGCUUCUCGUCUCGCCCAUUACAACAAGCGCUCCACCAUCACCUCCAGAGAGAUCCAGACCGCCGUGAGACUACUGCUGCCCGGGGAGCUGGCUAAACACGCCGUGUCUGAGGGCACCAAGGCCGUCACCAAAUACACCAGCUCCAAGUAGAGCUCUGACGGAGAGCAACAC
This is a messenger RNA of Danio aesculapii, 497 nucleotides long. RefSeq names its product histone H2B 1/2. Lineage: Eukaryota; Metazoa; Chordata; Actinopteri; Cypriniformes; Danionidae. Gene Ontology annotation, cellular component: nucleosome. The coding region runs from base 102 to 476 and encodes 124 amino acids. The transcript has a single exon. The record is from RefSeq and is a predicted model, not a curated record. Gene Ontology annotation, molecular function: DNA binding; structural constituent of chromatin; protein heterodimerization activity.